This is a messenger RNA of Cydia pomonella (codling moth), 4186 nucleotides long. RefSeq lists its product as uncharacterized. Bases 674 to 1903 code for a protein of 409 amino acids. Lineage: Eukaryota; Metazoa; Arthropoda; Insecta; Lepidoptera; Tortricidae. The record is from RefSeq and is a predicted model, not a curated record. The transcript has 2 exons. Gene Ontology annotation, molecular function: protein binding.
AAAUAAGACUGACAAACAAUCAUAGCGCUUUCUCAGCUACUCCUACUGAAAGUUCCAUAUGAGCAUCUCACUCAGUCAUCUGCCUGCUCUACCGUUUCAUCUCUAUACCUACUGUACUUCUAAGUGUGCACUGUACUUUGAAAAAGCGCCAUCUAUUAGUUAUUGCCAGAACGAGUGCGGAGGCUGCCUACAUCAAAGAGUAGUAUAAUAUAUGCCUACAUGUUGUUGCUAAACAAUGUACAGUUUUCAUAUUAGAAAUAUGACUUUUAUUUAUUCAUUAAUAGUUGUUGAUAAUAAUAACCAAGGCUAUAUAAUGGGCAUUCAUUUUAAAAACAUUUAUAUAAAAAGAUCUACAACACCUUAACAAAUAAACAACGUAUAAAACUUUGUCUUAAAUGGCUGAGUACUGCCAACCUAACCAGCUGAAUGUCAAAAUCACGAGUCCGUGUCCGUGAACGUCAAGUGAUUAGAUAAAGAAGUAAACAAUACAGUUUUUCUGCAUUUUGGACUUGAUAUUGUCUAAAUUCAGUUGCUGUACUUAAAAUUAUAUCUUUUCUAAAGUUUUGUAAAGAGAAAGUAGUGAAAUCUAUCGGAAAAUAAAGUGUUUCAGUGGUGAAAACAUGCCAUAGAUUUGGUUAAACAAUUUAGUAAAAAAUAUCCACAAAAAUAAGAGAUGAUCCAUAUAAAUGAUCUACCGUUAGAAUCUUUUCUUGAAAUACUAUCUAAAGCAGAUGGCUGUACGAUUGGAAUAUGCCGAAGAGUAAGUAAAAGUUGGAAAGAAAUAAUCGAUGGCACAGAUUUACUUUGGCAAGAAUGUUGCAAGAAAGAAUUCAAACACUCCUCUAUUAUCGCGAGAAGAAAGUCCGGAAAAGAUACCAGCUGGUACCAUAUCUACAAGAACCUAAAAACAUGGUCGAAUAUUUCGAAAAUUGAGAGUAAAAUGAGGGAGUUUUAUAAUUUUUCUCUGCACGAUAAAUGUCACGCAUUGGAAAUUGACAAUGGAAUUUUACCAUUAAAAGACGCCCGUGGAGUUGUCCUUUACGAUAUGAAUACUAUGAAAAACAUACCUGUCGUAGUACCUGAGAAAAACUGCCUGAAAGUUGCACAUAAUGAUUGUGCAUCCGCAAUUUUGAUAAAAUCUGGACUCUUAAUACAGAGAUCUGUUUCUAAUCCAAACUUCAUGUCUGAGGCGUUUUUCAAAGCUGAUAACUUUGUUUUAGCUGAGAAUGCGAUGUAUUUCUUUAAUAACCGAGACAUUUUCAAAUGUGAUUUAGGUCAUGAAAAUUUGUCUUCAAAAUUGAUUCUACAUUGCGACUAUGAUAUAAAAGUCAUGCAGUAUAACAGCAAUGUUUUAUACAUCUUUACCGAUUGUGGAAAUAUAGUAACGAUUGUAAAUGAACAGCUAGAUUCGGUCAAACCAAUCGCAGUACCACCAGAAUGGCUAAAGCAGGUUAAACAUAUAACAGCUAUCAAUGACAAAAACUAUGUUUGUUAUUCACGGAUCUUAUUCAAAAUAGAAACAGAUACAUAUAAGCAUUUGUACAUAGAGUUUCCUCCGAUAACUGCACUAUUCUUUUACGGAGAUAUAGUUUUGAUUGGCACAAAAAACAGUGAGAUCUUAUUAUACCGUCUGUCAAGCCAAAAGUAUAAGGUAACACCAAUUUUUGAGAGACUCGGAGCACUGCCGGAUGGGAAGUAUGCGGUACAACUAGAUGUUUGCGAGAGGAAAUCUGGACCAGUCAUUGUUGCUGCUACAUUUUUUGAGAUAUUCAUAUUUGAAUAUGACUUCUUUCCUAAUGACAAUGUGGACCGCACGAAGAAGACCUUCACCUCCAACAAGCUGUGCAUUUACAAGAGACUUCUCCGACUGAAGGACAGGUUGCAGUGCCAAUCAUUCAUUUAAACCAGCCAAAGAUUACUGAGGUGUGGAAAGUAGUGCAAAAUACUGUAUAGCGCAACACAUUGUCUUACAUCUUGAUAUGGUUAUCGCCAGGAGAGUUGAGGUGAAUGAUCACAGCUACACAGAGUGCUUAUCGCAUAAACAGUAGAAAAGGCCAAACGGGGGCUAUUAGCCGGGUCCACACAGAGCGAGCAUACGCGCGAGGCAAUUUCCUCGGCCGAGGCACGUCUACACUGGCCGGUUUGUGCUUGAGGACGUACGUGCUCGCUCGCUCGCUCUGUGUGGACCCGCCUAUUCAUUAGUAAUUAUCAUGUACAUUACAUGCAUAAGGGAGUACCUUCCAUAGCUUUGGCGUUUGAUCUAUUAGAUCAACGCCACUUUUUUAUAUUUACCAAUUUUAACUCAUAUCAGUAAAAGAAUACGGAUCAAAGUCAAAUGGCGUUCUAAAAGUUUUAAUUGUGUGCCAAAAGAUGGCAGUAAAUUUAAGUAGCUACAAAGUUUUCUUUGACAAUACUUCUCUAUUUAAAAUUUUCUAUAAUUCGUUUUUAUAUUCGUCUAUAAUUGUGACGUUUUCAAGAAAAAGGUACUACUUUGACGCUUACCAUAACGACGAAAGUUACUUGUAUCUUUAUACGAUCAAUCUAUCAGAGCGUCCUUAUGGCAAGCGACAUUGACCUAUUAUAUCUAUCGCACGCGCAUGUUGCUGUCCCGCCGAUGUGCUCGCUGUCAAUGUCACUACGAAUUUUUUUGUGUAACUUUCGAUAGGUGUUAGAACGUGUUUAAAGUCUACUCCAGACGGGACAAGCGUGGUCGGUGAAAAUCAAUUAACUAUAGUUCAAAUGAGUACCUUCGAGCUACACCGGCUUCCGACUCGUCCGACGGGAGGAGCCUAAACGAUAUCUUUCUGCCAUUUUUUGCGGGGGGAAACGUGCACACAGUCGCACUUCUCACUCACUACAUACAAAAUCCAAUCUGUAAAGAUGACAUAAAUAUAUAGAAAUGGACACAUGUCAAAGAUAAAUCUUGCACACCUCGAUCUCUUGUGUACGGGCGAGUCACAACACGCACCGCGCUAUGCCCAGUUGGGCAUGUGCUUCGGCAGAGGGGAAAUAGUGUGAAUGCCGACUCCCUUCCCGGUGUUGCUCGAAAGUUGUUAAAUUAUAGAUACAUAUAGGAAAGUGCCGGAAAUUAGUUCUGCAAAUACUUAUUUACUUAUUUCACUGGCUCAGUGACUCAAACAGGAUCUUGGCCUCUGACACAAGAGAGCGCCACUCUGCCCUAUCCGCACCACUUGGGUAUUCCGGGUUGAGUUUUGCAAAUAAGACUUAAAAGUCACUGGCCUAGAUUUUGACCUAACAGUAUUACUGUUGUGUUAUUUAAUUGUUAUAAUUAAAUUAUUUGGUUAUUAAUUUAUUUAGAUUUUUAAAUAUGUAUGUGUUCAAAGAAAUGCAUCUAACGGCCUAUGCACACCGCGAAUUUUUAAAUUCCUUCUACGAAUCAGUUUGUUUGCGUUUGUCGCGAUACAGACGCGAUGUUAACGCGCAGUAAACGCGCGUUUGUGUCGAUACAGAUGCAGAGGCAGACGAUACAUGCUGGCGCGUCUGCAUUGGUGAAGGUGUGCGAAGGUCUAUAAGCUGCGUCUGACUUGCGUGCGGAUCGCGUGUUUAAUACAAGCGCGCGUCGACGGCGCGUUAAAAAUUCGCGGUCUGCAUAGGCCCCAAAGGUUAGAGUUUAACCUUUUCGACGCCGUGUCAAACACAAAAGCUGUCACUCGGACGUCACGUCACCGAAGUGUCAAAAUUGAAAUUAAACUUUAUGCAUAUGCACGCAGGUCUAUGUCGCUCUGUGGUCUGUGACGGAUUAAUCGUCUUUUUUUUUUAAGAUUACGCCAGUCCCAUCGUACCUCGUUUCGUGCGGUUUAUGGCGUUGGACCUACGAUGCUGGUAUAUCCGUCAUUGGCGUCCAAAAGGUUAAUAUACAGGUUGGUCCAAAAAAUAGUAUUUUUUUACUGCGGCAUAUUGCUGGUAAUUUUAGCCAAGCCAAGGGAGUAUAUUUCAAGAUAGUACUUUUUGUUCUAGUUUAAUGAUUUUAGUUGUAAUUUUUACCUUUUGUAAAAGAUGUGAAAAAAAUAUAGCAAAAAAUAUUUAGGACUUAUUUUUGGGCCAAAAUAAUCAUACCACAUUAUUAUAACUCCACUCUCUAUUCUUAGAAAUGUGAUAGUUUUGUUAUUAAAUUAUGAGUUAGUUAUAAGGACUAAGUUGGUAUUAAAUGUUACCUAUUCACUAA